This is a messenger RNA of Bicyclus anynana (squinting bush brown), 2164 nucleotides long. RefSeq lists its product as uncharacterized. Lineage: Eukaryota; Metazoa; Arthropoda; Insecta; Lepidoptera; Nymphalidae. The record is from RefSeq and is a predicted model, not a curated record. The coding region runs from base 373 to 765 and encodes 130 amino acids. The transcript is spliced from 5 exons.
CGUCGUCGCCGCGCUCCCGUCCGCUCGCGCCGCAACGGACGCGACAGGUGGCGACGCCCGUCGCCUGCGCGCUCAGCCGCUCAGCCCGCCUCGCCGACCCAGUCACACAGCCGGCUCUGAAACUUUAAUGUCGCCUCUUGUUUGGAAAUUAUCGUGCAGUGUUCCAUUUGUUUGUUCCAUCGAGAAAUGCAAAUUAAGAGUUUAAUGAGUGUUUAGAAGGUUUACCGAAAAUGGCACCGCACGUUUAGAGGAUUUGGACGUGUCAUUUACGUUUUAAUACUGCUGCGGUAGCAAGGAGUCGUCCGGUGUGGGGCUGAGGGCGGCAUGUGGCGGCGAUGACGCGGCGUGCUCCGCGCGGCAUGCCCUGCUGACAUGGCACCCAGCCGCUCCGCCCUCCUAUCGCUGGCAGCUCUCACAGCACUCGCUGGGUGUUGUGUGUGCGCGCCGCAAGGAAGCGUGCAGGGCGGCGCGCAGGUGCCUGCAGUGUCGCACUCCACCGCGCCGCCCGCCGGCGUCGGCGGCGUCCGCAGAUUCAGUCAGUAUUCCAGGGGGCGAGGAUACCGUGACUGGCGCACUCGGGGAGACCCUACACUCAUCAAUUCGCUGUGGCGCAGCCGGCAGCCAUUAGGCAUUCGGAAACAGCUCGGGAACGCGGAGGUGUACAUAGUGCUCGCGCUGCUGAUCGGCGUGGUGACAGUGGUGGUGGGCUGCUGGCUGUCCGACAACUGCUGGUCGCCGGAGCCCGAGGACGCGCUGGCCGGCUGACCCGUGGCGGCGGGCGCGUGCACGCACGUGUAGCGCCCGCCCUCCGCGCCGGACCGGGACCGGAGCCCCUCCGGCGCGGGCUCGCUGUCCCCGGUGCUGCCCCCGCCGCCGCGCGCCUUCCUGCACGCCGCGCGCCACCUGUGCCGCGGCGCCUGCCUGCAGCUGCCGUGCGACCGGCGCCACCCCUUCUGACACCCACCCUCCGCCCCCUGCCGCCACGACAAACUUAACGGAUUCUACAUCCCCACGGUGGCCAACGGCGGAGUGUGUGAUAACUGACUUAGUGAACUGAAAAUAGUGAACUGACACUUGAGACUACAUGUUUUCUGAAUGCAUGCAAGGUGCGAGUUUUCAAUGAACCACAUGAGCUUCGUAUAAUAUUUCGAUAUAUUCAUAUUGUGUAUGUAGGUAUCCCAAACGUGUUAAAAGUGUAUCGGUAUGAGUUGAGUAAAAUGUUCGGAUUGGUAUAAUGAUUGUGUCACUGUGGACUGUCACCUGACGGAUAUCUCUCGUAGACUGUAGGUCACGCUUGUAGCGGUCGCUCUAAUUUUAACCACUAAAACUUUACCACUUUACUGUUAUUUCUAAAUGGAUGUGCCUUGAAAUGCUUUCCUCGAUUCGACUUGUAGAAUAGAGCAUUUUUGAACCCUUUAGAAGGAAUUUCUUCUCUCUGUUUUGUAUGGAAGUUCCCGUAUAAUAAGUGCAAUACACAUCAUUACCGUGCCUUUACCGUUCUAUAGACUUUGUAAGGGACGUAAUUAACAAUAGGUUUUUAAAAAAAUACGCAUUCCCUAACGGAAGGCGACACCAUCCCGUUUAUUUGUUCCGUAUUUUUGUAAUAAAACCGCUUGAUUUGUUACAUUUCGUUAAUUAAAAAUAAGACGCUUCAGAUAAUAAAGAGGAAAGUGAGUUAGGACCAAGUGUUUCCCAAACGCGCGUCAAUUGGUUAAAUUAAAAAAUCGUAAUGCAUCGUAAUAGGAUAGUAUUAACAUUGUGAGACAACGAUACGGUUACAUUUAAUGUAGAAUUUUGAUAAAUUUUUGGCUGUUUGUAAAUACCUACCUUUACAUAUUGAAAUUGAGUAUUGCAUCUCAGGCAUUUGAUAUAUUUAUCUAUUAAGUCACUUAAUCCCUAUGAUAUUUUAUUAUUUUAAAUGAUAUAAGAAAAACAGGAAAGCAUUGUCCAACAGCCUAUAUUAAUGAGUGCAAUACCUGCAUAACAAUUGUGUUCAAAUCUGUAUAGAUGUUCUAUUUUAUGAUGACGAUUUGGAAUAGUUGUGUUAGUAAGGUAAACAGGACACACGCGUUUAAGUGUGUAAUUUAACAAAGCAUAAACGACUUUUUGAAAUAAGAUUUUCUUAAUGAUAUUGCCGUAUAAUAUCGAGAUCUUUUUGCCAACA